Molecule: messenger RNA, 1419 nt
Organism: Didymosphaeria variabile
Lineage: Eukaryota; Fungi; Ascomycota; Dothideomycetes; Pleosporales; Didymosphaeriaceae
Exons: 1
Coding region: 1-1419 (472 amino acids)
Source: RefSeq, a predicted model, not a curated record
AUGCCGCUGCCACCGCCGAUUCGCCUAUUGAACACCGGUUACGUUGAACCACCCCACGACCAGCGAAUUCAAGACGUGCUGAUCAAGGAUUACAAUUGCGAGGAUCCGGCUGAUGGCGAGCCCCUUAUCUCAUCAGAGACGAUUGCCCAAGAGGAGCGAGCUUCGAAAGCUCAGGCUGAAGAUAUGGAGAUGGUGGACGCAGGCGAAGAUGCCAACAGGCUGAAGCCCAUGGACGGUGUGAAGCCGAAAAGCGCAGGUGGUCGGAAGAAGGUUGCGCUCUCUAGCGCCGCCAAUUGCUCGACAACUACCCGCAAGCAACCUGGUAAGACAUCGCGCAUGUCUCUCCGUGUCGAUUCGGCCUCGCUUCAAGAUGGUGGUCGCAUUGGCGACGCAAUCUACGGCCUUCUUAACAUCGAGAUGGAUUCAAGCCGCUCGCUUUUAGAUCGUGAGGAUCCUCGAGACAUACCCUCACUUUUCCGGCGGCACGAUCGAUAUUAUGGAUGCGAUGCUCGUGAGGAGCAGCCUGGCCUGAGCAGCCGCCAUGAUGAACAUGCGGAAGACAAUGGUGACCAUCUCCCGGUCGUGUUGGAAGGCUAUGGCGAAGACACCGGUGUUACGCCUCUCGAGGUCGCGGACGACUCCAACAUGUUCCAGAGCGGAUACAUGUACCACGGCGAGGUGCAAGAUGAUGAAUCGGGUGAACCCAGCGAACCCUACCAUGCUGGUGUGGACUAUCAUUCCCAUGCUGCCUUGCUUGGCGACUCCAACCGGACGCCGGCGGAGAGGAGGGAACGGGCUGAGGUUGCGGCCGAGAUGGACACGCUCAAGGAACGUGCUCGACAGCACCGUCUUCAACGUGCUCGCGAAAGGCAGCAUCUUGAGGACCGUGGCCGCGCUCAGCUCCGACAGAUGGAGGUACAAGCAGUUCAGCAGAACUUCGCACGCCACGCUCAACUCCGUGCUCUAGGUCAGACCCAGACUCCUGGUACAUUCCAAGGCCAAGCGCAGACUGAAGUCGGAGAUCAUGAGCCAUUGGAGAUGCAAGCUUCCCGCCACGCUGACCUUGAGUCUCGCGAUCAAGCCGCCAACCAGGAUUCUCCUCACUGUGUAGGCCAGUCUGGUCAUCUUCGCGGCCCGUUUCACCCGCAAGCCUAUCAAGGCGUCUUGUCUUCUGACAGUCAGCCCUCAACCCAGAGCUUUACAUCGGGGCCUUUCGCCACUCCCGGCACCGCUGGUGUCCUGCCUGUCCGAGAAGAGACUGGCACCAAGCGCAAGUUCCAGGACAAGGAGAAGAAUCCCGCGUUCAAGGGCAGCCAGUCCAAGAAGCUGAAAGUUUCCGGCAUGCCUGGCUCUUCUUUCGCGAAGCAAAACAACCAUCGCAAGGAUCGCGGAGGCAUGGGCGGUGAUGUCUCUAUCUAG